GGUGCGGCGAACUCAUGUAGCGGAACCAUGGUCCUUGGGAGUGGCAUUUAUUAUCGUGAUCGUCCAUAUUCCUCCCCAAAAUAAAAUUAAAUUAUUUUUGAGGAAUUAUUAUAUAAGAUCGUAAAUUUUGUAUGCUCCAUCUACUUGUGUCACGAAUUUAUUACCAAUCCCACUUACGAAUAAAUUGCGAUAACACCUAUUCUCAUGUUGAUAGCUUGAUUUAUCCUCUUAAUCAGCCACAGGGAGCUGAGAAUUUGAUCACAAUUUUUGUUGAAGAAGUUGCUGAAACUGAUUCAACUCAGAUGUUGGAUAAAACAAUGCAACCUUCAACAGUGACAAGAAAGAUCCUUUUUCGUGUUAUAUCUCUAUCCAUCUUCCUCAUCAUCUUCUCCUGUUUGGUUCUUCUGAAAAACUCCAGCAGAAGCUACAUAAUCCCUGAAACAGUUCUCAUGCUGGUUCUUGCCAACAAGACAUCUGAGCCCAGCACAGAAGUUAGGGAUAGUGAUAACCCUCCCCUCAACUCUUUGUUUUCUCCUCCUCUGCUUCCUCUCAUUAAUAGGAGGCCCGCAUCGAGAAGCCCGGUUCGUGUUCGACGAAAUGCCAAGUUCGAGACGCUGAAGGUUUACAUGUAUGACCUUCCUCCCGAGUUUCACUUCGGAAUGUUGGAUUGGAAAGGACGAGGUGAUCAGAUAUGGCCGGAUGUUCGUAGUGUAAAUCGCAUUCCGAGGUACCCGGGGGGUCUGAAUUUGCAGCACAGUAUCGAAUACUGGCUCAUCCUAGACCUUUUAUCUUCGACUGUUCCGGGCUUUGAUAGGCCUUGCAGUGCUGUUAGAGUGACGAAUUCUAGUCUUGCGGAUGUGAUCUUCGUGCCGUUCUUCUCUUCUUUGAGUUACAAUCGACACUCUAAGCCUUCUGGGAGGGAGAAAGUCAGUAGGAAUAGGUUUUUGCAGGAUGAAUUGGUGAAGUACUUGAGGAGUCAAGAAGAGUGGAGGAGAGGGGGUGGAAGGGAUCAUCUCAUUGUGGCUCACCAUCCGAAUAGUAUGUUGGAAGCUCGGAGGAAGCUAGGGUCCGCUAUGUUUGUGCUUGCGGAUUUUGGGAGAUACCCUGUUGAGAUCGCGAAUUUGAAGAAGGAUAUUAUUGCUCCUUACAGGCAUGUUGUGGAUUCUGUUGGCAAUGAUUCUGCCCCUUUUGAAAAGCGUCGAACAUUGGCCUACUUCCAGGGAGCGAUUUAUAGGAAAGACGGCGGUAUGAUACGUCAGACACUUUACCAACUUCUCAAGAAUGAAAAAGAUGUCCACUUCACUUACGGAACUGUUCGUCAAGGCGGAAUCAGAAAUGCUGGCAGGGGAAUGGCUUCAUCGAAAUUCUGUCUAAAUAUUGCGGGCGACACCCCAUCUUCGAAUCGCCUCUUUGAUGCCAUUGUGAGCCAUUGUGUUCCUGUCAUUAUCAGUGACGACAUUGAGCUCCCGUUCGAGGAUGUUUUAGAUUAUUCGGAAUUCUGUGUUUUUAUCCGUGCCUCAGAUGCCGUGAAGAAAGGUUUUCUGGUAAAUGUGCUGAGGGGAACAACACGAGACAAGUGGACUAAAAUGUGGCAGAGAUUAAAGCAAAUAGCACAUCACUUUGAGUUUCAGUACCCGUCGAAGCAAGGAGAUGCUGUUCAGAUGAUAUGGGAGGCAGUUGCUCGAAAAAUCUCGUCUGUGCAUUUGGAGCUACAUAGGAAGAAGAGGUACUACAGGACACAGCUCAAUAACUAAAAGUAGGGUGAAGUUCCAUAAGUUUUGAUCUACAGUUUGAUCCUGCGAAUUCCUAGGGGUGUUGCUUUACAUCGGUUAAAACCUGUAAGUUCAUUGUUAAUAGACGAACUCUACGAUUGGAUCUCUUAUACAAAUUUUACUGAUCGGCACUAAUAUGAUAGAAUGAAUGUAGUCUUCCUUCUAACGAAGGUACAUCUUCAAUGACAAGAAAUGGAAUCGCGAGGAACUCAAACUUCUUUCAGGGCCA
Molecule: messenger RNA, 2001 nt
Organism: Ananas comosus (pineapple)
Lineage: Eukaryota; Viridiplantae; Streptophyta; Magnoliopsida; Poales; Bromeliaceae
Product: probable arabinosyltransferase ARAD1
Exons: 3
Coding region: 132-1754 (540 amino acids)
Molecular function (GO): glycosyltransferase activity
Source: RefSeq, a predicted model, not a curated record